AAUGCUUCCCUGAAUCGAAGCUCAGAUGGACAAACAUUUGCUGAAGUUGACGAAGCUCAGUCUGUGUAGUCUUUUAACCUUAUCUACAACAAAGCCUCUAUCUUUAUCCGAUGAUUCUCUCAGAUACUUCUAUUUUGUUGUAACCCAGAAACAACUAUCUCUUUGAUCAAGUGAAUUGCUGUCCCUUUCUUGGCCUCUCUAACUCUUGAAGUUUCCAAUGGAGAUUAGAUUGUUGAUGUUCUCUGUGAUCCUUUUUCUGGGUAUUUCGAUUUCAUGGGUGGAAUCGAAGUACAUGGUUUAUAAUACUUCACAAGGCAUAGUUCCGGAUAAGCUCAAUGUUCACUUGGUUGCUCACACCCACGAUGAUGUUGGGUGGCUAAAGACCGUUGAUCAGUACUAUGUUGGCUCCAAUAAUUCAAUCCAAGGUGCUUGUGUGCGAAAUGUGUUGGAUUCUCUUAUACCUUCACUGUUGACUGACAAGAAUCGCAAAUUCAUUUAUGUUGAGAUGGCAUUUUUCCAACGAUGGUGGAGAGAUCAGAGUGAGGCUAUGCAGCAUGUUGUCAAGCAACUUGUGAGCUCGGGUCAGCUAGAAUUCAUAAAUGGGGGUAUGUGCAUGCACGACGAGGCGGUGACUCAUUAUAUUGACAUGAUUGAUCAGACAACCCUUGGGCAUCGAUUUAUCAAAAAGGAAUUUGGUGUGACUCCAAGAAUUGGUUGGCAGAUAGACCCUUUUGGACAUUCUGCAGUGCAGGCUUACUUGUUGGGAGCUGAAGUUGGAUUUGACUCUUUUUUCUUUGGCCGGAUAGAUUACCAAGACCGGGCUAAGCGUAAAAAUGAGAAGAGUCUUGAAGUUGUCUGGCAGGGUUCUGACAGUCUUGGUUCAUCUUCACAGAUAUUUGCUGGUGCAUUCCCAGAAAACUAUGAGCCUCCUCCUGGUGGUUUCUACUUUGAAGUCAAUGAUCCAUAUCCCAUUGUUCAAGAUGACAUGAAUUUGUUUGAUUACAAUGUUCCAGAACGGGUCAAUGACUUUGUUGCUGCUGCAAUUUCACAGGCUAAUAUAACUCGGACGAAUCAUAUAAUGUGGACCAUGGGAACAGAUUUUAAGUAUCAGUAUGCAGAGACAUGGUUUCGAGAGAUGGACAAACUGAUCCACUAUGUUAACAUGGAUGGACGUGUCAAUGCUCUCUAUUCUACCCCAUCUAUAUAUACUGAUGCAAAACAUGCUGCAAAUGAGUCCUGGCCAGCAAAAACUGAUGACUUCUUCCCGUAUGCAGAUCGUGUAAAUGCUUACUGGACAGGAUACUUUGCAAGUAGACCAGCCUUAAAACGCUAUGUUAGGAUGAUGAGUGGCUACUACUUGGCUGCAAGACAACUAGAAUUUUUUAAAGGAAGAAGUAAUACAGGGCCAAACACAGACUCAUUGGCAGAUGCUAUGGCAAUUGCUCAACAUCAUGAUGCAGUUACUGGUACAGAAAAGCAACAUGUGGCUAAUGAUUAUGCAAAGCGAUUGUCAAUAGGGUAUACAGAGGCUGAAAAAUUAGUUGCAUCUUCACUUGCUUGCUUGGCUGAGACAACAUCACAUGAUGGAUGUCAGAAUCCUGCUACAAAAUUUCAACAGUGCCCUCUGCUGAAUAUAAGUUACUGUCCUGCAUCAGAAAUUAAUCAAUCUCAUGGGAAAAACUUGGUGGUUGUGGUUUACAAUUCUCUUGGAUGGAAGAGAGAUGAUGUAAUUCAAAUUCCAGUUACCGAUGAUGAAGUUACAGUGCAUGAUUCUGAGGGAAGAGAAAUUGAAUCUCAGCUUAUUCCUCUAGCAGAUGUUCAUAUAGCCCUAAGGAAUACCUAUGUGCAGGCAUACUUGGGUAAACCCCCAACGGAUACACCCAAGUAUUGGCUUGCAUUUUCAGUCUCUCUUCCACCUUUCGGUUUCAGUACUUACUCAAUUUCAGGUUCCAAAAGUGCAGAUACUCAUUCAAUCAAAUCAUCUACGUACACAUUCCAAACAAGAGAGCAAUCUACCAUAGAAGUUGGUCAAGGAAAUUUGAAGCUUACUUUUUCAGAAGAUGAAAGCAAAAAAGUUAAUUAUAUUAAUACCAGAAGCUCAGUUGAGGACUCCAUUGAACACACAUUCAGUUUUUAUGCUGGAUAUAAUGGAACUGGAAAUGAUACAGAUCCCCAAAAUGCCGGUGCAUAUAUCUUCCGUCCAAAUGGGACAUUUCUCAUAAAGCCUGAAAAACAGAAUCUUUUGACUGUUAUGCGCGGGCCUAUAGUAGAAGAAGUACAUCAACAGAUCAAUCAAUGGAUAUAUCAGAUCACCAGAUUAUACAAGGGAAAAGAACAUGUUGAAGUUGAAUUUAUUGUUGGGCCUAUACCCAUUGAUGAUGGAAUUGGCAAAGAAGUUGCAACACAGAUUACAACUACUAUGGGCACCAACAAAACAUUUUAUACAGAUUCUAAUGGACGUGAUUUUAUCAAAAGAAUUCGUGAUUAUAGGACAGACUGGAACCUUGAAGUCAACCAACCAGCUGCUGGAAACUACUAUCCAAUCAACCUGGGAAUUUAUACCAAAGAUGAUAAGAAAGAAUUUUCAGUUCUGGUCGAUCGGCCUCUAGGAGGGUCUAGCUUAGUGGAUGGACAAAUAGAACUGAUGCUCCAUCGGAGACUGCUACUUGACGAUUCCAGGGGUGUUGCAGAGGCUUUAAAUGAAACAGUUUGUGUUCUUGAUCAAUGUAAAGGAUUGAUAAUCCAAGGGAAAUAUUAUUUCAGAAUUGACCCUUUAGGAGAAGGUGCAAAGUGGCGUCGUUCUUUUGGCCAGGAGAUAUAUUCACCUCUCUUGCUGGCCUUUGCUGAGGAGGAUGGAGAUAACUGGAGUAAUUCUCAUAUAACCACUUUCUCGGCCACUGGUUCCUCCUAUGGUUUACCUGAUAAUGUUGCACUUAUAACUCUUCAGGAGCUUGAUGAUGGAAAAGUUCUCCUACGGUUAGCACAUUUGUAUCAGAUCGGAGAGGACAAGGAUCUUUCUGUGAUGACAAGCGUAGAACUGAAGAAGUUGUUUAAUGGCAAGAAGAUUCACAAAGUUGCAGAAAUGAGCUUAUCUGCCAAUCAAGAAAGAACAGAGAUGGAGAAGAAGAAACUUGUCUGGAGAGCUGAAGGUUUCGAAAGACAAGAAGCAGCAGCGAGGGGCAGACCAGUUGAUCCUGCAAAACUGGUGGUGGAACUUGCCCCAAUGGAAAUUCGAACCUUUGUUAUCGAUUUCUAUCACACAUCCCGCCGCGUGUUUGAUGUCUAACAACAAUGAAAUGUUCCUGAGGAAAUUCUUGCUAAUCUGGGCAUGCUUGUGCUUCUGAAAUCUGAUAUCUUUUUAAGAUGAUAUCUGUGUUCUUAUGAUUGCCAAUGAGUCUUGGUCAGAGAGGUAAGCUUCUGUAUCAUAAAGUUCUAGUGUGGUUGUAAUAAUAUCACUCUGGACGUUCCAUCUUAGUAGAAUGGAAAUUUGGGAAUAAAAUUUCACUAGGUUCUGUUUA
Molecule: messenger RNA, 3518 nt
Organism: Manihot esculenta (cassava)
Lineage: Eukaryota; Viridiplantae; Streptophyta; Magnoliopsida; Malpighiales; Euphorbiaceae
Product: probable alpha-mannosidase At5g13980
Exons: 29
Coding region: 218-3286 (1022 amino acids)
Biological process (GO): mannose metabolic process
Molecular function (GO): alpha-mannosidase activity; carbohydrate binding
Source: RefSeq, a predicted model, not a curated record